Messenger RNA from Melozone crissalis (California towhee), 3139 nucleotides. RefSeq names its product annexin A11 (gene ANXA11). Bases 126 to 1622 code for a protein of 498 amino acids. Gene Ontology annotation, cellular component: cytoplasm. Gene Ontology annotation, biological process: cytokinetic process; phagocytosis. The transcript has 15 exons. NCBI's taxonomy places the organism in Eukaryota, Metazoa, Chordata, Aves, Passeriformes, Passerellidae. The record is from RefSeq and is a predicted model, not a curated record. Gene Ontology annotation, molecular function: calcium ion binding; calcium-dependent phospholipid binding.
GCAGAGUGAGCCGGGGCCGCAGCGGCUCCUCCUCCUCCUGCCGCUCCCCGGCACCGCCCUGCAGCGCCGGCUGCACCUGGGACGGGCGGUGGUAGCAGCGGCUCCCAGGACCUUCGGUCUUUGCAAUGAGUUACCCAGGCUAUCCCCCAGCGGGUGGAUACCCUCCAGCUGCCCCAGGUAGCAGUCCUUGGGGUGGUGCUGCCUAUCCACCUGCAAAUCCACCUCCAAUUGGUCUGGAAAAUGUGGCUGGCUAUGCCAACCAGUUCAAUCCCAGCCACAUGGCUGGAAUGGCAUCCAACCUGGCAGGAACCUUUGGAGGGGCAAAUCUUCCACAAAGCAUGUAUCCUUCCACACCUGGGGGUUAUCCACCAGUUCCUCCAGGUGGCUUUGGGCAGCCCCCUCCAGGACAGCAGCCCUCGUACGGAGGGUACCCUCCGCCUGGAGGAAAUCCCCCCUCCGGAAUGCCAUCUUACCCGGGAUACGGGGGCGGCCCUGUGCCAGGCCAGCCCACACCACCUCCUGCCCAGCAGCCCAUGAGCUAUCCAGGCCUUCCAGCAACUCACCCAGGGCAGCAGCCCAUGCCAAGCUAUCCAGCAGGUCCAGCUGUGAACCCGUCUAUGCCUUCCUACUCAGGAGCUACAGGGCCUGCAGUCACUCCUGUAACACACAGAAACCGAGGUACGAUCACUGAUGCACCGGGCUUUGACCCUCUGAAGGAUGCAGAAGUCUUAAGGAAGGCCAUGAAAGGAUUUGGAACUGAUGAGCAGGCAAUCAUCGAUUGUCUUGGAAGUCGUUCAAACAAGCAGCGGCAGCAGAUAAUCCUGUCCUUCAAAACAGCUUAUGGAAAGGAUUUGAUCAAGGAUCUCAAGUCUGAGCUCUCAGGUAACUUUGAGAGGACAAUCUUGGCAAUGAUGAAGACACCUGUCAUGUUUGAUGCUUAUGAAAUCAAGGAAGCUAUAAAGGGUGUUGGCACAGAUGAAAAUUGUCUCAUUGAAAUCUUAGCUUCCCGCAGUAAUGAGCACAUUCAGGAGCUCAACAGGGUCUAUAAAGCAGAAUAUAAGAAAACCCUGGAGGAAGCAAUAAAAAGUGACACAUCUGGGCACUUUCAGAGGCUUUUAAUUUCACUUGCUCAGGGAAACAGAGAUGAAAGUACAAAUGUUGACAUGUCUGUUGUCCAAAGAGAUGUACAGGAGUUGUAUGCAGCUGGAGAGAACCGUCUAGGAACUGAUGAAUCCAAGUUCAAUGCCAUUCUGUGUGCCAGAAGCAGGGCCCACCUUAGAGCAGUCUUCAGCGAGUACCAGAGGAUGUGUAACCGGGACAUCGAAAGCAGCAUAUGCCGUGAGAUGUCUGGAGACCUGGAGAUGGGCAUGCUGGCAGUAGUGAAGUGUCUCAAGAACACACCAGCUUUUUUUGCAGAGAGAUUACAUAAAGCAAUGAAGGGAGCAGGAACCAAGGACAGGACGCUGAUCCGCAUCAUGGUAUCGCGCAGCGAGGUUGACCUGCUGGACAUACGUGCAGAGUACAAGCGGAUGUAUGGCAGAUCCCUCUACUCAGACAUCACUGGUGAUACUUCAGGAGACUACCGGAAAAUCCUACUCAAGUUGUGUGGUGGAAAUGACUAAAUGGAGCAUUGAGUUUUUCUUAAAAAAGCUGCUGCAGAGCAUCUUUUUUUCUCCAUAAGUAAAUAUGUAAACCCGUAAAACCUGUUUCUUCUAAAGCAGUUGCAUUUUAAAAGAGAAUACUACAUAUAUCUUCAGUUCAAAAGUAGUAGGUAAUAAAUGCCAAGGCCCCCCAAAAUACCGAGCUUAUGUGCCAUCUGCUCAGGAUUCUGUGUAGUACACUCAGCAAUACAUGAAUGGUCAUUAUUUCUUUUCUGCUUAUAUCAUGUUGAAAUAAUGUUUGUUUAACAACAAUCACAAUUGUAUGAUUUUAAGGUGUUCUUUUGUAUAAACAUUGAGUGCCAUUUUAAUGCAAGUUUUAUAUCUGUUGUAUGCAGAGUUGGUUUUGGGCUACCACUUCCUGAUAUGUGGAGAUAGCAGCCUCGAGGUUUUGUGUCUAGUUAAGGCUGCUUUAAAAAGUUUUGUCCAGUUCUGUUUCUUUACCUUGAUUCUUUUCAAGGAAGUUAUGUUCUACAUUCAUUCUUGCUAAGGCAGACUGUCACAAGGCAGUAGUAAUGUUGACAGUAGUCAAGAUUCUGUCAUUAUUGUUUAAAGGUUUUGGAUUGUGCCUUAAAUAUAUAUAUAUAUGUAAGAAGAGAUUAUGAAAUUAAAGCUAAGUCUUUGCAGACUGUGUCUUUUGAUGUCAUAUUGAUGUAUGUGAGUGAUGACUCAGUUUAUGUAACUUAGUUUUUCCAUAGAAAUUCUCUGCCACAGGAUUAUUCAGAAAAUGUUGUUUUGGUAAGAGUUAGGGAGUUGUGUGCUGUUGAUGAGCAAUUGUCUGUACAUGAGACAUGUAAUCUGUAGUUACUGCUCAGUAUUUUCAGUUUGCAUGUUGUAAUUUCUCUUACUCUUGGAACUCUGAGUUUUUAUUCCCUGCUAGCAUGGAUGACAUCUCUUCAGCUCAUUGUUCUCAAAAUAAAAACACAUAAAGGUAAAAAGUACAAAGUGGGGGAAAGGUUUCCAAACUAGGUCACUGAAAAUAGAUUGCUUGUUAAUCAGGAACGUGCAACCUCCCCUUACUGAAGUACAUAUAUGUAAGUGUUCUCCCUCUGUUGUGUAAGGGUCAGGCAGGUCCUUUUUCCUAGAAGCUGUAUUGCUAUUUGUCUUGAAAGAAAAAGGCAAUGUUGUGGAUUUAAUUCUGGAUUGCAUUUGUCACCAUGGCAAGGGAGGGGAAUGUAAAGAUUAUAGAAUAUGGCAGCCAUGUGUCCAAGUGAUGGAUUCUGACUGGGACUUGCUGGCAGGACUCUCAGUUUGGUCAAUGGUAGCAGUGUGUCCUGUGUCCAAAGGCAGGCCAUACACUUAUUUCUGUCAGACAAUCUGAGCAUGUCUUGAGAGGAGUUUGCAGCUGGAAGUCUAUCUUUGUUGGCUGAAACCAAUAGCAAGGGUUCACUUCCUUGCAGGGGAAGGAGGAAGCUUUUGAAUUAAGGGACGUUUGUUAGCUGUGCUUUAGUCCUGAACACCACCUGGUCUUGUUUUCUUAC